This is a messenger RNA of Closterium sp. NIES-65, 3447 nucleotides long. NCBI's taxonomy places the organism in Eukaryota, Viridiplantae, Streptophyta, Zygnematophyceae, Desmidiales, Closteriaceae. The record is from the annotation of a GenBank genome assembly.
AUGCCUGCGCAUGCCGCAACAUGCUUCGCCCCUUCCGCGUCUCUCCUCUGUGCACAUGCCGCCACUGCUCCGCGGUUCCAUGGCGCGCGAAAAAUGGCGUCCGCGGCCUAUGCUAAGUGCGUAAAGCGUAGCGCGGAUCCGUGCGCCAAGGCCAGCGCGCCUGCGCUAGUGCGCACAAUUCGCGGAGGAUCCAUUUACGCGCAAGGCUCCCUCGCCUCGCAAGCAUCGUGGGGAUCCCGCGGAGGCCGCGCCAUGGCAGGCUGGGCCAGCUUCCCCGCCGCCGCGGCGCUCUCUUUCCCCGCCGAUGCUGCGCGCGCGGGCUGGGUGCGCGGAUUCGGCAGCUCCGCGGGGGGCUCCGUUGCGCCGAGGCGGAAAGAGCGGCUGCGGAUAGUCGAUAAGACCGGCGGAGAGGCCAAUAAGGCCCUGGGAAUAAGAGAGAAGAAGAAGAAAAAGAAGAAGACUGGGAAAGCGGACGAGAAAAAAACGGGGAAGUACUACGGGGAAGGGUUCGGGACGACGGGAGUUCCGCUUGCGCGGAGGUGGGGGGAUUACGACAAGCGCCAGUGGGAGGAUCCGGAGGGGUGGCGCGGGGGGAUCUUAGGCCGCCCGGAGAUCUCGGGGAAUCGCGCGAAGCCGGUGGACUCGGCGACAAUGAGGGUUUAUAAGAAUUGGGGGCGGCUCGAGGAUGGGCUGUCUCAGUUGAAAGCGCUCCAGCGGGGGGACGGGGAGGGAGAUUCGCGGAGGGGGAAGGUGGGGAGUGGGGGAGCAGUUGCGGAGUGGGGUGGGGGAAGGGGAGGAGGGGGAGGGGGAGGGGGAGGGGGAGGGGGAGGAAGUCGUUAUAAGAAGAAGGCUGGAGAAUUUAGUUGGAAGCCUGAUUCGAACGAUUUGCAAGGCGCUCGCGGUGUUGGGGGGAAGGACGAUGAGAGAGAGGAGGAGGGGCGGAGAGGUGAUUGGCGGGACGGCGGGCGGAGAGAGGGUGGCGAAAGGGGAAGAGAGGAGUGGGGGGAGAGGGGGUUGCGGGGGGAGAGGGGCGAGAGGGGCGGUGGGAGUGCGUGGGGGAAUGAGGGGCGGGAGCGGAACAGGGAGUGGGGUGGGCGGAAGGAGUAUGGGGGAGAGCGGGAGUUCGGGGGGGAUAAUCAACAGGCGAGGCAGUAUGAGGGCGGAAGGGAAUAUGGCGGAAGAAAGGAGUAUGGCGGAGGAAGGGGGGGAAGGGAGGCGGGGGAAGCAACAGGGGGAAGGUCCCCACGCAGGGAGUCCGGGAGACGGUCUUGGGAUGACGUGGAUAGUGCCCGUAGUGACGAGGACGCUGACGUCAUGGCGUUCUGGUCCAACGUGGACGUGGACAGCCCCCCUGGCGCCGCGCGGAAGGGCGCAGAUCAGGGGGCUGGCCGGGAGAGGGUGGGGGGAGACGCUGGGCGGGGACGGGGCGGAGAAAGCGGAGGCGAGAGAGGGGAAGGGAGGGGAGGGGGAGGUAAGGGUUGGUCGCGGGAUUAUGCAGCUAUGGAGUGGGGAGAAGGGGAGGGGGGAGUGGCAGGAAGAAAGGCAGGCGGAAGGGCAGGGGGAGAGGCGGAAGGAGACAGGGAAGGGUUUGGGGAGCCCAGGCGCGGGGGAGCUGGGCGCGGAAGGGGCAUGCUUCCGCGCAGCAGCGCGCCUGGCGCAGGGGGAAGGGGAGGCUGGGGGGAUGCGGAAGGCAGGGGGGAUGCGUUUGGGGGAGAUGACUGGCGGGGAAGGGCAGUCGGGGGAGCCCCGCGGCCGGUGAUGAGAGGAGGGGCGCAGGGGCGCGCAGAUGGCGGAAUGGACAGGGGGGGAUGGGGGGGCCGGGGGGAAUUCGGCGGGCGGAACGCGCAGGGCGCAGGGAGGGGGAGGGGGGGCGGCGGACAGUGGGGGAGAGGGGGCGAUGGGGGGGAAAUGGGGUCACAAGGUGGCAGGGAAGGGGUGUGGGGAGUGAGCGACGGGGGGUGGGGAGGAGGGAGGGGGGCCGGCAUAGGUCCACGGGGAGGGGUAGGAGGUGAGAGGGGGAUGGAUGGUAGUAUUCAGUCUAGCAGCGGGCGGUUCAGAAGGUCUCAAGCCCAGGAGCCUUUCAGAGGUCCCAGCGGGCGGGGGCGGUUCAGUGAUGCAGAGAAGGAGAGUGAGAACGAUAACAAUGAUAAUAUUGACUCUGGUGCGGAGGGGGAGGGUGACUACGACGACGGCGAUUACAGCAACAAUUAUUCCGAGUGGGAUAACAGCAACAGCAGCUGGGGAACCCCGUCUAUCACCCCGUCUGCUCUCCGCGGGGAGCCCAUCUACGGCGUCUCGCCCGUGCUCGCCGCGCUCCUCUCGUCCCGCCGCCGCAUACACACGCUCUACACGCAGGAAGGGCUGCAGGACGGGCUGAGAGGCGGGGGCAAGCGCAAGGACAAGGCCGCAGUCGAGCGCGUGCUGCGUGUGGCGGAACAGAGCGGUGUAGAGCGGUUGUCGGUGAGCAAGCAUGAGUUGAAUCUGCUGUCUGGGAACCGACCGCACCAGGGACUGGUGUUGGAUGCGUCUGGGCUGCAGCUAGAGCCCAUAGAGGCGCUCCCGGUGUGGUCUGCUGGUGCGGCUGCGGCUGCACGCGCUACUGCUGCUGCUCUGGGUGGUGCGGGCGCAGGAGAAGCAGGGGCGGAAGCUGGGGCUGCAGGGACGGCAGCAGGGCCGGCAGGGACAGGGGCGGCGGCAGGGGCGGGGGGGGCGGCAGUGGCGCCGCCGGUGUGGGUGGCGCUGGACGAGGUGACGGAUCCGCAGAAUCUGGGGGCGAUUCUGCGGUCGGCGCACUUCCUCGGGGCGGCCGGCGUGGUGGUGUGUGCUAAGAACUCCGCCCCGCUCUCUGCUGUCGUGUCCAAGGCCAGUGCAGGCGCGCUCGAGAUCAUGCAGGUGCAUGAGUGCAGCAACAUGAUGCGUUUCCUCGCCCGAUCUGCCGCCAACGGCUGGCUGGUGGUGGGCGCAGCAGCGGACCCCUCCGCCAUCCCCAUCUCCCGCCUCUCCUCUGGAGGCUCCCCCACGCUGCUCGUCCUGGGGAGCGAGGGAGCAGGGCUGCGCACCAAUGUGAAGCGCGCCUGCGCGCACCUUGUGCGGAUUAGCGGAGCGGGUUUUAGUGGGGAUGUUGGUGGAGGGGUGGGGAAGGGAGGGGGUGUGGGUGAGGCGGCGGAGGAGGAGGGGUGGGGAAGUGGGGAGGAGGAGGGUGAGGGGGAGAGGGAAGGGAAGGAGGGAGAGGUUGUUGCUGGUGCUGUGAAGGAUGGAUCAGGAAAGAGAGAGGAUGGGGCAAGUGGAACUGUGGGGGAUGUGCGCGGGCUGGGGGCUGGGAGUGGCGUGAAACGUGGAAGUAAGAGCGGAAGGCUCAAGGUGGUGGAUAGUCUGAAUGUGAGUGUAGCUGCUGGCAUUCUUCUACACCAUCUCAUCAACUCCUCUGUCGACGCACAGGAGCCGUAG